This is a messenger RNA of Cladophialophora yegresii CBS 114405, 1578 nucleotides long. RefSeq lists its product as uncharacterized. Gene Ontology annotation, molecular function: cholinesterase activity. The coding region runs from base 1 to 1578 and encodes 525 amino acids. The transcript has 4 exons. The record is from RefSeq and is a predicted model, not a curated record. Lineage: Eukaryota; Fungi; Ascomycota; Eurotiomycetes; Chaetothyriales; Herpotrichiellaceae.
AUGAGGUUCGUCCAGGUCUUGUCUACUGUCGUCUCCCUCUUUGCGUCCGUCCUAGCACUACCACAGGCAUCGCAAGGCAGCAGUGGUCCUCCAACCGUGACGAUCGAGAGUGGCGUGGUACAAGGAGUGUCGACCGCUAUCCCCGGCGCUUCGCACAAUAUAACCAAAUAUCUAGGUGUACCCUUUGCGGCGAAGCCACUGCGAUUCGCCCCUCCAGCUGCUCCCCAAGCGUGGAAGACGCCGUUCAAGGCGACCAAGUAUGGGCCAGCUUGUAUCCAGGAAUUCGCCUACCCGGCACACGACAUUACGAUUUCGUGGUUCAAUACUCCUCCCCCACCAGCCGGGGAGAGUGAGGACUGCUUGAACGUCAACAUCUACGCGCCAGCGACAGGGAAGAACAAGACGGUCAUGGUUUGGUUCUACGGUGGCUCUCUUGCAUUCGGCGCCAACUCCCUGGCAGCAUACGAUGGCUCUUACUUCGCUGCGUUCCAGGACGUCGUCAUCGUGACCGUGAACUACCGUACCAAUGUCUUUGGCUUCCCUUGUUCUCCUGAAUUGCCCGCUCGAGGCAACAAUCUGGGCUUUCUCGACCAACGAUUCGCCCUCGCUUGGAUCCAGCGCAACAUCGCGGCCUUCGGCGGCGAUCCCGCCAAAGUGACCAUCUUUGGCGAAUCCGCCGGUGGACUCUCCGUCGACGCGCUGGUAACGUCCUUCGCCACCAACCCGCCUUUCCGUGGCGCGAUCGAAGAGUCCGGCCAAGGGACCUAUCGUGCUCUGGUCGCGGAUCCGCACAAAUCAUGGACCACCCUCGCCGCCGCGGUCGGGUGUAACACGACGGCCACAGUUUCCCAUCUGAAAUGCAUGCGCGGCCUGCCUGCAUCGACGCUCAAAAACGCAAGCGAACACCUCGGCCUCGCAUUCACACCCAUGGUGGACAACUAUACGUUCGUGGCGAACCGUAGCGAGGCACGUGCUGCCGGCAAGAUCGCCAAAGUCCCUAUCAUGGCAGGGACUAAUGCCGACGAAGGCACGGUCUUUACGUAUGGAGACAGCAACCUGACAGAGUACCUUGCAGCUGCCCUGCCCACGGCACCAGUGAGCUACCUCAGCCAGAUAACGAGUGCCUACCCGAUCGGAAGUCCGGGGAUUGCCAAUGUUUCGCAGCAGAUCGCCAAGAUUUACACCGAGUUUUCAUUCCAGUGCACACAGGCCCGGGUGUUGCGGGAUACGAAACGAGCGGGCAUCCCGACGUGGAGGUACUUCUACAACGCCACAAUCCCACAACUCGAGCUCUUCCCCGGCGCGGGCGUCUACCACUCCUCGGAGAUCCAACUCGUCUUCGGCACCUACCGCCACAAUCCGCAGCAGACGCAGACUCCCCUUGAGCAGAAACUGAGCACCUACAUGAUGGGUGCGUGGGCGCGGUUCGCGAAGAACCCCACCCAAGGACCCGGGUGGCCUCAGUUGCCCGUGGUGACGGCACUGGGUGGCGAUGGCGUGAUUAACGCGUCGAUUCAGAGUAGCGUGGUUGAUAGGAGAUGCGCGCUGUUUGAUCCGGUGUAUGAUCUGCUGCAGUGA